Aphis gossypii (cotton aphid) is the source of this 933-nucleotide messenger RNA. Its product is annotated as zinc finger MYM-type protein 1-like. The record is from RefSeq and is a predicted model, not a curated record. The transcript has 4 exons. Bases 1 to 933 code for a protein of 310 amino acids. Lineage: Eukaryota; Metazoa; Arthropoda; Insecta; Hemiptera; Aphididae.
AUGUAUAACCCAACAGUGCUUGAGAAUUCUAAUAAUUCUAAUGAUGGAGAAAAUAUUUUGUUAGAGGCAAACAAUGAUAAUAUAUUGGUGAAUGUUGAUCAGUUUAAGGCACCCAGGAUUGACAGUGGAUUAUUGGACCAAAUUAAUGAUGAAGUUCAUUAUUGGAAAAAUGUUUUGAAGAGAGUUUUUGUAGUGGUUAAAAGCUUGGCAAUAAGAGGAUUGGAAUUUAGAAGUGACUCAGACAAAAUUGGAAGCUCACACAAUGGAAACUUUUUAAUGUCAAUGGAAUUAAUAGCACAUUUUGAUCCAUUUUUAGCUUCUCACAUUUCUAAAUAUGGGAAUAAAGGAAAAGGGUCAACUACAUGCUUAUCAUUUCAUACAUAUGAACAAUUUAUAACUUUAAUGAGUGAUAAAGUCUUGGAAAAUAUUAUAAAAGAAGUUCAAACAGCCAAGUAUUUUUCUGUAGUAGUUGAUUCGACGCCUGAUAUUUCAAAUUCCGACCAAUUAUCAUUUGUACAAAGAUAUGUUUUAGAUGGGCAUCCUAAAGAAAGGUUCUUGUGUUUCUUAGAAAACACUGGACAUAAGUCUGAAAAAUUAGCUGAUGAUGUGUUGACUACUCUGGCUUUAUUUAACAUUGAUUUAGCUAACAUGAGAGGACAAUCUUAUGAUAAUGCCAGCAAUAUGUCUGAGGAACAUUAUCAAAAACCAUCUUUACGCUGUGAAGCAAAAGGAAUAUUAAAAAAAUUAAAUCGUUUUGAAUGUGCUCUUAUGGCUGUAUUUUGGGGUGACAUUCUAGAAGUGUUGAACAAAACUAGUAAAACAUUGCAAUCGGUUUCAACUGAUUUAAUCACUGUUGUUCAACUAUAUGAUUCUGUAAUACAUUAUAUGCAAUCAGUUACUAUGAAAAUUCUGCUAAAAAAUUAUCUGGACUGA